Symbiodinium necroappetens is the source of this 1242-nucleotide messenger RNA. The record is from the annotation of a GenBank genome assembly. Lineage: Eukaryota; Dinophyceae; Suessiales; Symbiodiniaceae.
AUGGCCCGCACACCGUCCACGAUGAUGCUCGAACUCGGCGCCGAAGCGCCGAACUUUUCCCUUCCAGGCGUCGACGGCGCGACCGUCUCGCUCGAUGAUUUCGGCGAUGCCGGGGCGCUUCUCGUAAUGUUCAUCUGCAACCACUGCCCCUUCGUGAAGCACAUCCGCGACGAGCUCGCCGCCCUCGGGCGCGACUACGCCGGCAAGGGCCUCGCGGUCGUCGCGAUCUCCUCGAACGACGUCGCGAACUACCCGGACGACUCGCCGGAAAAAAUGAAGGCCGAGGCCGAGGAGGCCGGGUACACCUUCCCCUAUCUCUACGACGAGACGCAGGCCGUCGCCAAGGCGUACCGGGCCGCGUGCACGCCGGACUUCUUCCUUUUCGACGCCGACAAGAAGCUCGUCUACCGCGGGCAGCUCGACGACUCGCGCCCCGGCAACGACGUGCCGGUGACCGGCAAGGACCUGCGCGUCGCCAUCGAGAGCGUGCUCGCAGGGAGCCCGGCGCCCGAGACGCAGCACCCGAGCAUCGGCUGCAACAUCAAGUGGAUCCCGGGCAACGAGCCGGAGUACGCGGCCGCCCUCGAUCGGGAUGCCGAUCGAGGUGCUCGUCAGCGCGCACUUGAUGUGCGCCGGCAUGUCGUCCGGUCCCUCGUCGGUGUGGGUGUAGAGCGCGUCGUCCUCGCGGACAAGCCUGCUGAGCCACGCCUCGAGGUCUCGCCUCACGGAUGGGUCCGCGUUUUCCUGAAUAACCAGGCUCGCGCUGGUGUGGCGGAUGUAGACCGUGCAGAGGCCUUCCUGCAGGCCGGAAUCGGCCGCGAUCCGGCUCACCUCGCCCGAAAUCUCGUAGAGCGCGGCAUGGCCACGGUCCUCAUCAUCGACGAUUCCCACCUCGAACGCACGCACACGAGCCUCGCGCUCAGCGCGGCGGACCACACGGUGCUCGUGGCGCGCGACGGCGUCGAGGCGUUGCGGCUCCUCGAGAGCGACAAGCCCGACUGCGUCGUCAUCAACCACCACACGCCCGCGGUGAGCGCGGAAGAGUUCAUCGACCGCGUCCGGUCGGGGCCCUCUUCGGCGCGCGUGAUCGUGCGCGGGACCGCGCUGACCGAGGCGACCGCCCGCGCCUACCAAGCCCGCGGCGCGGAUGCGGUGCUGAGCGGCCCGCACGAGACGGACGGCCCGCUCAUCGACGCGAUCGAGACGUGCGUGCGCAGCGCGAAGCUCCCGAAGGCUGGCUGA